CGCCAGCGGAGCCCCGAGAGACGCCACUGACCAGUGCGACCGGCCGCCGACCCGUGCGCAGCCUCUCCACAAUGUCCGCACUCGGGGGACGGGUGCCGCUGCUGGUGCCACUGCUGGCCCUGCUGGCCACGCUGGUCUCCAGCGGCGUCUCUCGCCGGCUCUCUCCCUGGGAGAUGGCCGAGAGGGCCGAGCUGCUGCUGGAGGAGGUGGCAGACGACCUGCUGGCUCAGGAAGAGGAGCAGGGAGAGGACGGCCGCAAGGCGCCGGCGCCGGCCCAGUUUCAGUCGCGCUGUGAGCUGGUCGGUCACACCCAGCUGGUCCAGGUGCGCGGCUGCGCGCCGGUUGAGCUCACGGUGAACGCGUGUGACGGCAUGUGCGGCUCGUCGGCCCACCCCUCCAGCUGGCACACGCUGAGCAUGAACCCGAGACACGCGGUCACCUCCGUCGGACAGUGCUGCAACAUCAUGGAGACGAAAAACGUCAGCAUAAAAAUGGAGUGUAUCAAUGGACCCAAGCACGUGAAAAUCAAGUCAGCUAAAUCGUGCGCGUGCUUUCACUGCAAGAAGACGUAAAGUCGUUCUUAUACAAGGGGCAGCAUAAAGCAUCUGACGUCCUCAUGAACGUCUACUAUGUUGCUGCAAUGCUCGUACAUGUGUGUGAAAGCAAACCAAAAUAUAUAAUGUUAUUUGGUCGACAUUAGAAUAUACAGUGAUGCGUGAUUCGUUGACAGAGCGAUGUUCCCUUCAUGCAAGAUAUGUUUGAAUAUUGUGAACCUGUGCAUCAAAGCAUAGGUAUGCAUUAGAAUGGUUUAUGCGUUUCAAUAAAUACUACACGUCUGGUUUUGCACGAUAGUAAUAAAUGAUAGAAGUCGGUAAA
Messenger RNA from Amphibalanus amphitrite, 876 nucleotides. RefSeq names its product thyrostimulin alpha-2 subunit-like. The record is from RefSeq and is a predicted model, not a curated record. NCBI's taxonomy places the organism in Eukaryota, Metazoa, Arthropoda, Thecostraca, Balanomorpha, Balanidae. Gene Ontology annotation, molecular function: hormone receptor binding. Gene Ontology annotation, biological process: cell surface receptor signaling pathway. The coding region runs from base 72 to 572 and encodes 166 amino acids. The transcript has 4 exons.